GGAGAAAGACUAAUAUUGAGAUCUGCUGCCCCUGUGAACCCUGUGGCCUGAGUUGGUUGCCUCACCUGCCCUCAUGGGUGGGCUGCCCCUGGAAACACACCACGCUGAGAUACGCCUGCUAAAUAUUAGAAUGAAAUAAAUUGAUGGUAUAUUUUUCCUUUGCACAGUUUCUGCUUACGGUUACUAUUCUUGAGGGGCAGUAAAAUACUUGUUUUAAGAAGACAAGUCCUUAAAAAAAGGUCACAUAGUGAAAAAAUAGUUCCCAAAGAUUCUGUACAUCACACACACACAAAAUAUAUGGCAUUGGAUGCACAGCAUCACAUAAAGAAUUCCAUGUUGUGUGCAGCACAUAAACCAAAGUUUGUCCUAUAAAGCCCAGUGAGUCCACUGGUCUCUUUUGGAUUGUUCAUUUGUCCUGAAGCUCACACCUUUAUGUCUGCAUAUAAAACUCCAGAGACAUGAUAUUGUAAAACAUAUUUCCUCAUUCAUAGAUUAUUGCAUCUGUCUUUGGACCCUAAUUACAGUAUUGGCUAGAACCUUUCAACUUUAUGUAUUUUUCCAGUUAAUGUGAUUCCCCCCCUCCAUGUGCACUUCUUUUUAAGGGACUUUUUAUUUCAGGAUACUGUUUAGAAUUGCCUAUUUUUCUUACCUUUUUUGUAUUCUUUCUGUACCUUUUUGUGUUUGUAAAAACAUCCGUGAUAAUGCCUGUUCUUCUCAGUAUGGCAAGAAGCAGUAAAAAAACAAAAGCAAUCUGAAGCAAGCAGUAGGUAGGAUACUAAUAUGCUAGCAGUUCCUCUGGUGCAUCUGCUUUAAUUCACGGAUUUUAUAUGGGGACAAAGGACCAGUGCUUUUUUUCUAAAAAAAAUGUUUAGGAGUAUUCUCCUUUUGACUCAAGAAAAUCACCAUUUUAUAGUUCAAAUUGGGGGAAAUAAAUACAGUAAAUGGACAAAAGUAUGAAGAUUCACAAAAUGUUUAGGGGUAUGCGUACCCCUGCGUCUCCCGCAGAAAAAAAAAGCACUGCAAAGGGCUAAUACACACACACACUGCUCCUGAUCAAAGAUGUAGUUAUAGUCACCACCUUUAAAAGAUAAUUAGAUAAAUGCAUGGAGGAUAAUGGUAGCCAUUAUGGCUAGAAGCUGUUGAGAUGUUCUGCCUCUGCUGUUGGAGGCAGUAUGCCCCUAAGUACCAGUUGCUGGGAAUCCCAAGUGGAGAGAACAGUGGCAUAGCUAGCUGCUUGGGUGCCUGGUGCAGGCAUGUGUUCUGCAGCCAAGGGUAGGGCGAUCCGCCAAUGGGUCGGGGCGAGCCUCUCCGACACUUGGAGCCUCUCCGCCACCUCCCACUCAGCUGUAGGGCGGCUGAGGGAGAGGCAGUAGGCAGACACAAGUCCCACACUGCCAUUUCAGGCGCCUAAGCCAACACGCCACUCCUAAAAAGUUUUGUGAACCCUUUUUUUAAAAAAAAAACUCAGUUUCUCACCCCCACCCCCACAGUAAUGACACCUGGGGCAGACCACACACCCCGCCCGCUUCCUCUGCCACUGGGAGAGAACACUGUGUUCUCCCAUCCUACUUAUGGGUUUCCCAUGGGGAUAUAGCCAGCCACUGUGAGAACAGGUACUUGUGGGUACAACUAGUGGGUACUUGUCCUAAUCUUGUUUUCAUAUUUCUGUCUCACACACCCACAUACCUACACAACCCUGUGGCUGCUUUCUGAAAGGGGUGGGAAAGCAUUUGCCGUGUUACAAUCACAGAACUUCACGUAACAUAUCUUCUAAACAAAUAUGGAGCUGCUGUCACUCUUCAUCCCUUCUCUGUUUGCCGUUAUAACACAGUGUGUGUGAUGCAAUAUCAUUGCUCUUGCACAUUGCCCUACCAACAGCAACAUAUCAUUAGAUGUUGGUGAUGGGGCAGCCCAAUGUCACAUCAUAUUGCAAAGAAAAGAGAGGGAAGUGACAGAGCAGUUGAAGCUCCAGUAUACCUGAAGGAGCAUCUUCAUUCCCAUUGCUCAGCCCGGACACUGAGGUCCUCCUCCGAGGAUCUUCUGCUGGUUCCCUCACCCCAAGAAGUGAAGUUACAGGGAACCAGGCAGAGGGCCUUCUCGGUAGUGGCACCCUCCCUGUGGAACACCCUCUCUUCAGAUGUCAAGGAAAUAAACAGCUAUCUGACUUUUAGAAGACAUCUGAAGGCAGCCCUGUUUAGGGAAGUUUUUAAUGUUUGGUGUUAAACAACAGCUGAGAAGUGAAAGAGACAACACCAUACAGUAUAUGGACAGAAGGAAUCUCCAUGGACGUAACAGUUUUCACACACAGGACAGAAUAAAGAUAAUAGUCUGAGUUCCUCACUUGAAGCUUUAUAAAUUUAUAUAUUGUAACAUCAUGAAUAGAAAUCAUUAAUUAUGUGGCUGUUGACUAAGGGAUUAUUAUUAUAACUGAAAAGUAACUGACAUUAAGAUUAUGGAAUGCAGUGAUUUAAGAUCAGAAAUGCACCCAAACCACCAUGCGGGGAGCCACUUUAACUAAAAUGUAUUAAUUGGAAGUUGACUGCCAUUUUGGGGAUUAAUUGUUAUUGUUAUAAUUUGGCUAUUAUUGGGGGUAUGUUGGAAAACUAGUUACACACACACACACACACACACACACACACACACACACACAGGUUUGUGCAGUUGCAGGUUCUUGGUGCAGAGAAUAGUAACAUAGAAAGCUGUCUUCUAUUGAGUCAGACCAUUAUCUACUACAGUGACUAGCUCAGUAUUGUUUUCACUUAUUAUCAGCAGUUCUUCAGGAUUUCAGAUUGGGGUCUAUGCCAGAUGUACCUGGAUAAGCUGAGGAUUGGACCUUGGACUUUGGGAUGUGCAGCACUGAUACUCUACCACUGAAUUACAUCCCUUUCUCUGCUCUAUUGAAAAACUAUCACAAGUGGAGAGCUGAAUUCCCAGAAAUAGUUGGAGAUGUACGGCCUUUCUCUGUCCUUGGUCUGAUGAAAGCUGGUUACCUUGGAGUUCUGAAGGAGAGGGACCCAGCUGGUAGCAAAGUUCUCAUUUACAGAAUUGCAAAAUGGGACCCAAAGACAUUCACAGCAUUUGAUUUGUUUCGUUUAAGUCUUAUCACAUCUGAGCUCAUUGUGAGAGAGCUAGAAACACAGCGGAAUGGAGUCAAGGUUAUCUUUGAUCUUCAAGGAUGGAGAUUCGCACAUGCCUUUCAGAUCUCCCCAACGGUUGCCAGGAUAAUAGCUGCUGCGAUCACAGAUGCCUUUCCCCUAAAAGUUCGUGGAAUCCACUUGAUUAAUGAGCCUUUGCUCUUUCACCCAGUCUUUGCUCUAAUUAAGACAUUCCUCUCAGAAAAGAUCAAAGCACGGAUCCACAUGCAUGGGAGUAACUAUGUCCAUACUCUCCAACAACACUUUCCAGCCAGCAUUCUCCCAAAAGAACAUGGUGGUGAAGCUGUCUCCAUUGAAACCCUUUCCCAAGAAUGGACUAACUUCGUAAUGGAAUCUGAAAGUUAUCUUCAGAGUAUUACUCUGUUUAAGUAGUAUGUUGUGGGAGAAGCACAGUUAUUUGAUUAUUAACCAAAAGAUGAUGAUGGUGACGACAAUGAUAGCUUCAUGGUGAUUUCCAGAAGAUUUAAAUGGGGGUUGAGGUUGGCUCAGAAUACAGAAGUUAGUGAAACAAACAACUACACAUGCAGACUUGCCUUAGAUAAAUGUGAAAUUGCUUUUAGACCAAUGUCAAAUGUUUUGAUAUCUGAAUAAUAUUUCUGGAGAAUACAUGCCUUAUCUACUGCAUUCUUUCUUAAGGCAAGGAAGAGAACAAGUAAAAUGGAAAUUUUACAACAAGGGUGGUGAAUGUGUCCUCUAGGGUCCUCUAGAUGUUGCUGGACUCCAGCUUCUAUUUGCCCCAGCAAGCACAGCCACUGGCCAGGGAUGAUGGGAGAUUUAGUCCAGUAAUGUAUGAAUGACACAGGUUCCCCGUUCAUUUUACAGGAAGGGGAAUAUUUCCACUAGAAGGCACUUUGCAGCUUCUUAUAUGUUAAUUGAAUUGCCUGCUGGAUUUACGAUUAAAACAAACAUAAGAACAGCCUAAGUUCAGAUCAAAGGCUCAUCUACCCCACUGGUCUUCUUAGUGGCCAGCUACAUGCCCUUUAGAAGCUGCCAUGUGUGGCAAAGUGCAAUUAAACAUUUUCAGUUUCUUGCCUUAAUAUCGUAUUCAGAAAUAUGGUGCCUCUAAAUACGGAAGCUGAUGUCAGCUGUUAUGACUAAUAGCCAUAAAAUAAUUGAUCAUACACAAAGUAGUCUUAUUAUCAAUCAUGAACCUACUUUCAAUUGUGGUGCCUUUGGGAUACUGGAGAGGGAUCAAACUUUUUAUACAACAAUAGCUAGUAAUUUUGAUAUAUUUGCAGGCUAAGCUUAUGUUUACAUAAAAUUAAUCUUUGUUAUAUUCAGUGGAGUUUUUUCUGAGCCUUCUGUCUACUCCGAAGUAAUUGCAAUGGGUUCACUGGGACUUGCUCUCAAGUAAGUGAAUAUAGGAUUGCAGCUUUUACUUAUUCUUUCAUUGUACAAGCUGACAAGGGGCUAACUAGUAAAUACAUAAAAUAAUAUGCACCAACUGCAGCAUAGUCCUUACAAUAGUAAUUGUGCUUAGACACACUAAUGAUUUUCUUAGCCUUACUGUUUGGUUUCAGAAGAUUAUCUUUGCUUGAAAUUAUUUUAUGGGGAGAGGUGGAUUAUCUGUGAAAUACUUAGCUACCGCUGCUGGAGAGGGGUUGGUGGCCUAGUGCACUAAUGGGAAAAGUCACAUUUUAGCUGUUACGUAUUUAUUAAUUCCCUAGUUGGGUAAGCCCUGAUUGCUUAUCUUCUUGGACCAGCACCCUGAAAAGAUGUGAAUACCUGCUAAUAUGAAACAGUUUUGCUGCAACAGUGUUUUCUGCAAAGCAAAGAGGAAAGCUCUAUCACGCUGCGGUGCCUUGUCACUUCCCAGCACAAGGCAAUGAGCCAAUUCUGAUGGUUCUGUGGCAGCUUUAGGUCCUUAGGAUGUGUAAACUUUUCUUAUUUUAUUGAAUUCAUUUGAAUUACUUACAAACUACUGUGACAGAUCUACAGCUUUCUCUGUCUACCUAGACCUCUUACCAUGCCAUGCAUCUGACAAAAUGGGCUUUGGACUCAGAAAGCUUAUUCUGCAAUAACAGGACAAUCAUAUGCAUCUCCACUAAAAAGUAACCCCCAACGAGUUAAGUGCACUGAAUUGCAGUCUAAAAAUUUAGUCUUUAAAGUGUCACAAUACUCUAUGUUGCUUGUGAUAAAUACUUAAGCAUUUGCCAACAUUGUUCUAUUAACAGUUAAUGAGCAAAUUAUUUAUUAAUGGGAAAUAUAUUUAAUUUUCAGAUGUCUAAUUUAUAUUUUAUCCAGCAAUUUUAGAAUCCUAUAGGGUAGCAUGACAUCAACAGAACAGAAAAGAAGAAAUCAUGUUAUUUAGAAAUGAUAAAGGAACUCUAAUUGUACCAAGUGUGCCCAACCAGCAACAUGUUAGCAGAUACAAUUUAUUAUACCGGUAUGCUGUAUUUUUUUCUAAUUUUGUACAUAUAAAAUUAAACAUCAUAAAUGAGCCAA
This is a messenger RNA of Zootoca vivipara (common lizard), 5600 nucleotides long. The record is from RefSeq and is a predicted model, not a curated record. Lineage: Eukaryota; Metazoa; Chordata; Lepidosauria; Squamata; Lacertidae.